Cryphonectria parasitica EP155 is the source of this 879-nucleotide messenger RNA. RefSeq lists its product as uncharacterized. Lineage: Eukaryota; Fungi; Ascomycota; Sordariomycetes; Diaporthales; Cryphonectriaceae. The record is from RefSeq and is a predicted model, not a curated record. The coding region runs from base 1 to 879 and encodes 292 amino acids. The transcript is spliced from 2 exons.
AUGCCUCGCCCUAAUCCUCCUCCCUCGCCGAUCGAUACUGCUACGACGUUCUCUGGAAAGACCUCCAAGACCUCCGCGAGCGUGCGCGACCCUGACUACGAAUUGUCUUUGGCAGACCGCAACAUCUACAUUCAGAGAGAACACCCGCCUUCCGAGUUGAUGCGUCGAGCACGAAAUAUCAUAUCGCACCCGCGGCAGUCGCCUCCCAUAGAUGAUGACGCCAUUGCUGAGAUAAGGGAGAACAUACGAAACAAUCGGAACAAGGGGGAGGAGGAAGUCAAGAUUCAUAUAGCCGCAUCUGUUAUUCCGGGUUUCAACAAAGCCCUCGAUGAGAAGCUGGAACGGAGUCAUGGUCAGCUGUGGUACAAAUCUGUUCCUAUUCCACUUGAUCCAGAUGCCGUUUUGGGGCCGGCCCCCGUACCGCUACCGCUGCCGAAACCCAAACCCGACCUCGCCUUUGGAUACUCUGAGCGCGCUUUCAGCCCCUCUGAACUUCGGACUAUCAAGCUUCUGGUGGAAAGCUCCAGCGGCAAGAGCUUCGCUUCUCCCGACACGGUGCUUCUGUUUCCGUUCUUCAUAUGCGAAUUCAAAUCGCAGGCGAGGGAGGGAUCACUCUAUACAGGAACAAACCAAGCCGCCGGUGCUGGCGCCAUUGCUAUGAAGGGCAUUCUGGAGCUAUGGUCUCGCAGUUUUGGCCUGGAUAGUUUCGAUUUCGACGAGCCCCGGGUCUUCUCACUAACAAUGGACCAAAACGUCUUGUCUCUGAACGUUCACUGGAUAGGCGCCAGGUCAGACACCGAUCAAUUCAGCUACAACCUCGAAGAAGUGUCGAUGUACCUCCUGAAAACAUAUUUGACCGUUUCACUAAUGAACCCCUAA